Dufourea novaeangliae is the source of this 1908-nucleotide messenger RNA. Its product is annotated as peptidyl-alpha-hydroxyglycine alpha-amidating lyase 1-like. NCBI's taxonomy places the organism in Eukaryota, Metazoa, Arthropoda, Insecta, Hymenoptera, Halictidae. The record is from RefSeq and is a predicted model, not a curated record. Gene Ontology annotation, molecular function: protein binding; catalytic activity. The transcript has 8 exons. The coding region runs from base 58 to 1908 and encodes 616 amino acids. Gene Ontology annotation, biological process: peptide metabolic process. Gene Ontology annotation, cellular component: extracellular region; membrane.
ACAAUCUGAAUGAAAUAAAGCGACGACACAAGAAUCUAAUGCCUGUAACGUCUAAAGAUGAUGCAUCUACAACAUGACAUUGCCUGUUGCAUUUCAGUUUUAUUUAUUUUUGAUGUUGUCAAAGCUGACUAUCAGAAUUAUCUGAGCCUUCAGCACAGAGCAUUACAUUUACCUGAUAAGAAGUUUGGUUUCAAAGAGUAUUCAGAAUAUACUGACAUUGAUGACAGAGAUAAGGGGUCUUUAACACAGCAAUGGGAUCAAGUACCUUUGUUGUAUCAUAAUGGACGUGCAUCACAAAGUGCUAUAGAUGCUGAUACAGAUUCUCCAAAUGUAUUUGAUAAAAGAAAACCGACACAACUAAACAAUUUAAGAUCUUUAUUAUUUAUAAAAAAGGUAAAAUUUUUUUGUACAAUAAAAGUUUCACAAGUUGGUGGCCUUAAGGAUAUAAUGUGGGAUUCCCAUUGGGCUAACAACUUAAGGUUUGGUCAGAUAUCUGCAGUGUCAAUAGACCCGAAUGGCAAUAUAGGAAUAUUCCAUAGAGGCUCGCGGUCUUGGGGUGUUGAUACAUUUGAUAAAAGCAAUAGAUUCAAUCAAAAUAAUGGACCAAUUGAAGAAAACACUGUAAUUCUUCUGGAUAAGUCUGGACGGAAAUUAUUUGAAUGGGGUGCAAACAUGUUUUACUUGCCACAUGGGUUAACAAUAGAUUCAUAUGGAAAUUAUUGGAUUACUGAUGUUGCGUUGCAUCAAGUACUCAAAUUUGAUGCUAAAGACAUAGAAAAAAUGAAAAAUAUGGAAAAGUUGAGGGACAGACGGUACAACCAGGAAACAAUGUUUCUUAAUAAUCAUAAUUCUAAUAGCUUGAUUCAAAGUUAUAUUCCCAAGCCAUCAUUGAUUCUUGGAGAGGCUUUUGAGCCUGGUAAUGAUGAACAACGAUUUUGCAAACCAACAGCAGUUGCUGUAGAAAGUAAUGGUGACUUUUUUGUCAGUGAUGGAUACUGUAAUUCCAGAAUUAUUAAGUUCGAUUCAAAAGGAACAAGAAUUCUACAGUGGGGUCGACAUUGGGGCGGGAAAGAAAGCAUGUAUGUGCAAGCUCCAACGCCUAAUGCAUUCUUUGUACCACAUGCAUUAGCCCUUGCUAGUGAGUUCAAUUUAAUAUUUGUUGCCGAUAGAGAAAAUGGUAGAGUUUCAUCUUUCUCUGUAUACAAUGGAACGUUCCAGAAGCAAUAUAAGCAUCCGAUAAUUGGUACCAAGAUUUACAGUGUAGCAUAUGCUAAAGAGAAACUUUAUGUAAUCAAUGGUCCCGAAACAAAUUCAAAUAACUAUGUGCACGUAAGGGGAUUUGUUAUUGAUAUGCAUUCUGGAGAUGUACUAUCUCAGUUUAGGCCACAUCAUGAUAUGGAUAUGCCACAUGAUAUAGCUGUGACUGAAGAUGGGUCUGAAAUAUAUGUGGUGGAAUUAAAUAAACAGAUAGUGUAUAGAUUCUUGCAAGAUACGAAUGCAUCUGUGCAAACUGGAAAGUCAGUGCUAAAGACAAACCCUCGUCAGGAACCUGCACCUUUAACGGAUAGUAACUCUAACAAUUCUUCCAGUGGAGGUACUACAACAGCAACAUUAGUCUUAUCCCUUGUUACAGCAGCAGUCAUUUUUAUUGCCCUGUGUGUAGCAAUUGCUGCAGUUGUAGCAAGAUGUCAGAAAAGAGGAUGUUUAUUAAUAAUGCGAAAAAGAAUGCGUUGGGAAGCGGAGAGGCGAGAAAACUUUAAGCUGUCGAGUCUCUUGGAAGGCAGAAGGGGCAAAAGUUUCAAGAUAUUCGAGAAACGGCCGAAUCCGCGAGACUUUAGCAAAUUAAACACAGAACCAGAAACCUCGGACGAUGAACAUCCGGAGAACAGCCUUACGAGGAUCAUUUAA